AUGCUGACGCAGGAGGUCUUCAGCGGGAUGGAGCCGCCGGUCACUACCUACUCAUGGCGGCGGGUGGCGCCGUCUGUGGGUACAUUGCUCCAGUUGGAUGAGCUGAGCAUGCUGGCGCUGGGUGACUGGCAGGACAAGGGCAAGAUCCGUGAGACCGGUGCGGCGAUGCCUUUGCACUAUAGCGGCACUCGUUAUGCUGCCAGCGUGCGUGUGAAGCACCUUGUGCUCUCGGCCACGGCUCGGUGCCUGUCCUUUGACACCUGGUCCGAGGUGCCGCCGGGCCGCCUCAACUCCGCCGAUCCAGGCCUGCGCGAGGAAGUCGGCGAGAAGGUGCGCCUCGAUGCUACGGUGAUCUGGCGCGCUCCCGCGGGCACCCCCGGCCCUCAAAGCAAGCUCGCCUUCAAGGAGACGGCCCUCCGAGCCCGCCGCAGAGUCGAGCGAUUACCGCGGGAGAGACCCGCAGGUCGCCGGCAGAGCCGGUUAUGCCAGCCCAGGUCAAUGGGCGAGUGUGCUCUGCUUUCCUGCGCAAUGGUAUGCGCCUUUGCCCGGCCUUUCAGUCUCAAGCCUGUCGGGCUGCCAAUUGCGAACUGGCCCACCAGUGUGCUGCUGUUCUGCGGUCAGGGCGUGUCUGUGGCGGAAGGCACCCAGCGGGCGAGUGACCGUCGCUUGGUCAAGCCGGGUGACGUUCCACCGGCCAUUACUGUGGCUCAAGAGGCUGCGGCGGGAGCGACCCGCCCACCUCUGCCUCGUGUUCGGCCGCCUCCUUUGCCCGUCGUGCCCGCGGAGGAGGAGGAAACCGUGGAGGUCGAGGUCGAAGUGGAGGAGGAGCCUCGCCCACACUUGGUGGCUUCCUGGGUGGACAGGCCAAGGUCUUCCGGUUCGAGGGCAGGGGCUGCUGCAGAUGCUGGUCGUGGCCGCGGUCAGAAGAGGCCGCGUGAGGACGCCGAGUCUCGCUAUGAUAGGCUCGCUCGGGAAGGCCGCCGUGUGGAUCGCCGGGCGUUGGAGUUUCCAACGGAGAUUUGGUGCAGCCUGGCCGGGGGCAAGUUGUUCCUUGGUGGCCUGCCCACCCGUGCGAAUCAGGCCAACUUCCCCGAUAUUGCGCUCCAGGUCACAGCCAUGGCAAAGCCCCCAACAGACCGCGGGGGGAUCGUUCUUCCUGGUGCCCUUCACCGUCCAUGGCAGAUCACCUCGGGCGAUCGUCGUGAUUCCGACUUCCAGACCCU
Molecule: messenger RNA, 1223 nt
Organism: Symbiodinium sp. CCMP2456
Lineage: Eukaryota; Dinophyceae; Suessiales; Symbiodiniaceae
Source: the annotation of a GenBank genome assembly